Messenger RNA from Amphiprion ocellaris (clown anemonefish), 5186 nucleotides. It is a transcript of the gene syne3, whose product is annotated as spectrin repeat containing, nuclear envelope family member 3. Gene Ontology annotation, cellular component: meiotic nuclear membrane microtubule tethering complex; cytoplasm; nuclear outer membrane. The transcript has 19 exons. Gene Ontology annotation, molecular function: actin filament binding. Gene Ontology annotation, biological process: nuclear migration. Lineage: Eukaryota; Metazoa; Chordata; Actinopteri; Pomacentridae. The record is from RefSeq and is a predicted model, not a curated record. Bases 159 to 3494 code for a protein of 1111 amino acids.
CCGACGGCCUCCGCUCCACUUCCUGCCUGCUGUAACUUUACUGUUCACAACACAACAAGGCAGCGAGCAGCUAGCGACGCCUCUCAGCUGAUGACCACAGAGCUUGCUGUGCUGUCAGGAGCGGCGGUGAGCUGACAAACAUACGUGCAAGACUUGUCAUGACACAACAGGAGCAGCAGGAGUUCAUGGAGAACCUUGAGGCAGCCCUCUCCUGGAUGCGGGCCAUCCAGGAGAGGCUGAAGGCCAACGAUAACACCCAGGGGCCCCGUGAUGCCCUGGAGGCCAGACUCAGGGAGACAGAGAAAAUACAUCAGUCCGAGCAUGAAGGUCGUGUGAAGAUGGACAUGGUGCUGGUGGCAGCAGAGAACCUUCUGCAAAGCGGAGAUGAAGAGCUGCGGAACCACACCCAUGCUAAGCUCAAAGACCUGAAAAGUCUGUGGGAGGAGACCUCCACCUAUAUCAUCCACUGUCACAGUCGCAUUGAGUGGGUAUGGCUACACUGGAGUGAGUAUCUGAAGGCCUACGAAGAGUUCGAGCUGUGGCUGACAAAGCAGCAGCGCAACCUGGAUGUUGGGGUGGAGCACCAAGUGGGAGUAAAAGAGAAGCAGUGGCAGGUGGACCAGCAGAGGGUGGUGGUGAGCGAUAUUCAUGGCCAGGCAGCACUGCUGGAGAGGCUGCUGGAUGAAGCAGCUGCUUUGCACAAUAGAACUCAGGACCCCAGUGUGGACCCCCAGGCCCAGGAGAGAAUGCAAGAGGCCUACAAUGAUGUCAGAGACAGAGCAGAGGAGCAUUUGUCAGUGCUUCAGAAGAUCGCUGAGGACCACCAGAUGUACCAAGGCUGCGUUCAGAGGUUCCAGUCCUGGCUGCUGUCAAAAACUAAGGAACUGACUGACCUGAUGGAGAGGGAGGACACACCUGAGGACAAACUCAAAGCCUUACAAGCUCUGGAUGACAGCGUGGCCUGUGAGGAGAAGACCCUGCAGCAUAUUGAAGGUGUGGCAGAAUCCGUCAGGGCCAACACCUCUCCUGCAGGGGCAGAGGUAGUGGUAGAGGAGGCUGAGGAGCUAAGACUGGGCUGGCAGAGGCUGAGGCAGGGCCUGUGUGAGGCAGAGGAGGGUCUGCGCGCAAGUCUGGAUUCCCACAGUCAGUACAUAGCCAGGUGCUUACGGCUGGGAGAAGACAUCAGCCGCCUCAGACUGCUGCUGCAGGGGUUAGACCAGGAACUAGAGCACACCCACAAAUCCAGGGACCACACUGACCAUACAGAGGAACAGAUUGUGGGCCAGUGGAGAAAGUACACGGGUGUGAGGAACACUCUAGCAGGGGAGGAAUCCCAAGUGGAACUUCUUAAGGCUCAGCUCAAGGAACUCUUCAGGUUCUCAGAGGACUCGCGCCACCUUUCUGAUGAUGUCCUAGCUGUUGUGAAAGAGCAUCAAAGUGUGAAAUGCCGAGCAACCAGACUAUGUUCAGAGUCAGAGUCGGGGCUGAGAAGCAUCCUUCAGGAUCCACUGCUGGUCUAUGCCCAGUGGAGCCACAUGGUUGCUCAAGUAUUGGAGACUUCUUCGGGGGUUACCGACUUCUCCCACAUAGCCAUGCUGGUCCAGAGUAUAGAGCGUCUGCUGAAGGACAGUGUCCAGCUGCAGGAACGUUUCAGUUUGCUGCAGGUGAAGGGGGACCUGCUGGACUCUGUGUUUGGGCUUGAUAGGUCUGAUGGUCUGCAGGGUGAACUGAGUGCUGCCAUCAGGAACAGAGAGCUGCUGCAUGCUCAGCUGCUGCAGAGGAAGAGCAGGCUACAGGGCUUAAUUUCAAGAACAAAGGACUUUGGUAACACCUACGAGUUGAUUCACUCCAAGCUGUCCAGUUUGAGAGACCGACUAGCGGCAGCUGAUGGCCUCCAGCCUGACAUCCUCGCCAAAAAAAGCCAGUCAGACCAAUUCAGGGUGAUCCAGAAGGACCUGGAGGACUGUGAAGGCCAUAUCGUGGUGCUAGAGACUCUGGUCUCCUCCAGUCCGAGCAACAGGACUCAGUUUGAGAAGCUCUGUGGUGAAUGGAAGCAUCUGCACAAGGCAGUUAGGGUGAAAGUGAAUGAGAGUGAGGAGAAUAUCACAGAACAUGAGAGUUUCCAUGAAAGCCUGCUAAACAUAGAGAAGUGGCUGAUGAUCAUGAAGCAGAAGCUGGAGUCCUUCCACAGCCCCUCAGGAGAAUGGAGCAUAGAGGGCCGCCAACAUGAAGCCGAGAGAGUACUAGGAGAGUUCCCAGGGAAGGACCUUCAGCUGCAGCAGACGGAGGUCCAGGGUCAGGGAGUUUUGGAGAGGACUUCAGGGGAGGGACAGGUCCAUAUUCUUCGAGACAUAAAGCGAUUAAAAGACUCCUGGCUGGCCCUGUACAAUAUGAGUCUCAAUCUUCACAGGCUGCUCAACAGCUCCAUAGAGCACACAGAGUCUGACUUACCAACAGUGUGUGGAGUCUCGUCUAGCUCGGGGCCUGCAAGAGGAGAAAGCCUGGAGGGACAGGCAGGGGAGGGUGCAUGGAUCCAGGCCCAUGGUGAAGGUCACACCAUACUGGCCGGAAAAGGCCAUGAGCUUCUCAUUCCUUCAUGGACAGUCAUGGACAGUGGUCACUCUCAUGAAGUAGAUUCCUCUGCUUGGAGCAUUCAUAGCAAAGCAGAUAGCCAUGGAACUUCCAAAGGCUCUUUUAGUGGAAGCCCUGGCACUGAUAAGUUAACAGGAGGUGAUGCUAGCGUCUUGGGUGGAGACAAAAGGCAAGCAGUAUCAUCCCUACAGGCCAGCUAUGGUGAGGGAGCAAGAACGAGCUCUGGAGAAGGUGGCACAGAAGCAGCAGAAGGCCUAAGCUCGGGAGGAGGAGCAUUCAUGCUGUUCAAGAAGGACUCAGCCGAGAUGUCGUCAACAACACCAGUUCAAUACACCAUGGGAAGCAAAGGACACAACAAAUCCAGGAGGUGGGAGUUUGAGUCCUGGCUGUCACAACAAAACGAACUUCUCUCGGGGGUCCUCAGCUCCAAGGAAGCAGCACUCAGUGCCAAAGAGGUCAAGACUAGACAAGACACACUCAAGGCUUUGAGAACCGGAGUGUGCUUUGGUCAGGAACAGUUUCAACUGUUGCUCCAGGAGAGUCAGGGCAGUGAAGAUGGUUCUGGACCAGCAGAAGAUGUGGGUCUGGAGGAACUUCGCUACCGCUGGAUGCUCUACAAGUCCAAAUUGAAGGAUGAGGGAGAACUUAGGGCCAGGACCAGUGCCAAGAGAGUCUCAGGCAAACAAGAGUCUCCAGCUGUGGCAGCAAAGGUACAAAAGAAGCCUGGAUUGCUGCAGCGGGUUUGUCGACUGGCUCUUCCUCUGUGGCUCCUCCUCCUCGCUCUGCUGCUCCUAGCCUUCCUGCUGCCCCUCAUGGAAGAAGGAAACAGCUGCUCCCUCUCCAACAAUUUUGCCCGGUCCUUCAACAUCAUGCUCCGUUAUGAUGGACCACCACCCACAUAGGAAACUUCCUGUGACCUAAAGUCACAUUUGAAUUGUCUCCAAAUAGCAGCAUGUGUCUCUGUGAUGGCCCAUGACUUAUGUAGGAAAUGUUGACUUGAACACUUAAAAUGCCACAUUCCCCUGUGCGAGACCACAUAACUUUCAGUUAAGUCUAAAGUUGGUGCAGUUUUGAAGUCUGUGUUCCAUCUUAUACUCCUUUUAAAAACUACUCAUGUCACUCUCUCAUAGCUUUGCUAAUAGCACAGGUCAAUGACAUAUUCCUUCCUCCUUUAAUAUCAUCUCUAUUAAGAUGGACUUACCGUUACGUAGAGCACCAAUCAUGAUCUGUUGUCUGUGUGUCAGACAACCCUUUAACAAGGAUCAACAAGACAACAAGACUACAGAUGUCAAAGCUUAUUCUAAAAGUUUCCAAAUAUAGCAACAUGUGGCCAUAGAAGGUUCAAUGUACUACAAUUGUAAUUUUCAUACGUCAUUGCCAUUAUGACCUUUUUAAAAAUGUGUCCAGACAAAUGUUUUGUUAUUUCAAUGAUCACCAACGGACUCCAAACUUUAUCAUCAGUGCCAGCUUACAGAGGCUUCAAUGGCAAUGUAUUGCAGCAUAUUAUAGGUUCUUGUCUGUGUAGAUUCUCAGUCAUCCAGGUCAUGGUGUUCGUAGGAGCAUCAGUAGAACUGGACAUCUCUUGUAGCUUCUUGAAGACAUUUCACUUUCAUCCAAAAGGUUUCUUCAGGUCUAACUCACAGAUGGUGAGUUUCUGAAUAUAUUGAAGGAGUGGUUUCACAACAGUUCACACCUUGAGACAUGAGUUCUGGUCGUUAAUAGGCCAUUAGCCAUGUGAGUUGGAGUGACCACAAACUCUGAAACUCUCCAAUCAAUCGGUUAGAACUGAAGAAGCCUCUUAAGGCGCUUUUCCACUAGCAUCUACUCGGCUCCACUCAGCUCGACUGGACUCCACUGGACUCAGCUCGAUUUAGGUCAUGUUCCAUUACAAUUGAGUACCACCUCAUUGUGAGUGGAGUUAUCAUAGAACGGCGGCCCGGCCACGGAGUUACCGUUGAUGGCUAACUAGCUAGCUCAUUGUCUGCAUACAGAAGACAACGACGUUACUUUCAAAAUAUACUUUUUUGUUUAAAGUGAGCUUGCCGCCAAUGGGAUAAGUAAUGUAAAAGUUUUUUGAAUUCACAAAACACUCACCGGUUUUCAUGAAGGAGUCGCUCUCGUGUGUUGUCACUCCCUGUCCAAUCACGGCCUUAUCGACUUGACUCAGCUCGCUUGGAGCCGCGGCCAAGUAGGUACUGAAAAAGUACCUGGUACCAGGUAAUACGUCCUAAUGGAAAACCUCACCGAGUAGAGUCGAGCCGAGUAGGUGCUAGUGGAAAAGCGCCGUUAGAUGAGAGGUGAAAUGGCUACAGAAACCUACAAGAGAAGUCCAGUUAAUUUCUACUGAAACUUCUACAAUUCUAGGUUCUUGUCACACAUUUUUUUCUUGUAUUUGUUUCACAUUAUAACAAGUUUUUUUGUUUAUCAAAUAUGUCAAUGAUACAAUGUAUGUUAAAAAUGUGAAAUAAUAUAUCAACUUAUUUAGCUUUAAUAAGGAACUUUUGUUACUCAGCAUAUCACUUUAUUUAAACUAUCACAUAUUAUGACAAAUUCAAUGAAUCUCAUUAAAGCAAUAAACUCCCUUUAUUAUGGCA